Molecule: messenger RNA, 2735 nt
Organism: Theobroma umbraticum
Lineage: Eukaryota; Viridiplantae; Streptophyta; Magnoliopsida; Malvales; Malvaceae
Product: glycine-rich domain-containing protein 2-like
Source: RefSeq, a predicted model, not a curated record
ACGUAACCCGGCAUAAAUAUGGCAACUGAGAAUGCACCUAUGCGAGGAAGCCAACUGAAAUAAAAUACACGACGGUUCUUACUUAUACAUUGCGCACCCAUUGCUUUCCAGGCGGUUGCCUAACAUUUUUUCCUGUGGGAAUUAAGGGAUGGAAUUGGAGAAAGAGCAAGAAUUGGAAUGGAUUGAAGCACAAAAGAUAGAGGUAAGUCUGGACCUUGUGGCUGCAGCCAAGAAGCAGCUUGAGUUUCUUGCAGCUGUAGAUAGGAAUCGUUGGCUCUAUGAUGGUCCUACUCUCCAAAGAGCCAUUUACAGAAGUUUUAGAAUUGACCAAGAAAAUGGUGUAGGGGGCUCUGAUGAUGCUUGUUGUCAGGUGUCUAGAGCCCAUAUGCACAAUGACAUCUUUAUUGAAGGAGCUGUUGCCAGAUAUAAGGGUUUCUUGCAUCUAAUCAAGAGAAAUCGAGAGAGGUCCAUAAAGCGCUUCUGUGUUCCAACUUAUGACAUUGACCUUAUCUGGCAUACCCACCAGUUGCAUCCUGUCUCUUACUGCAAAGAUUUGAAUAAAGCAGUUGACAAGAUAUUGGAGCAUGAUGAUACAGACUCAGACAGAACUAAAGGGAAGAAGCUUGAUGUUGGAUUUUCUGGGACUACUAAACAGUGGGAAGAGACAUUUGGCAUAAGGUACUGGAAGGCAGGGGCCAUGUAUAGAGGGAGUUCUCCUUCUCCUCUCACAGCCAUUCCUUGCAUUCCUGACACUUUGAGUAAGGAAGUAGAUGCCACAAAUGCGUGUCAGAAAAUUAUUAAGCUUCCAGAGAUGAAGGUUGUGGAGGUCCUUUUGGAGUUUGUAGGUGUUAAGAACUUACCAGAUGAGAAAAAGGGAAACCUCUUUGUGUUGUUUAGUAAAAGUCAACCUGAUGUGUUCUUUAAUGCUAAGCAGAAACUGAGUAUCUUAUCUAAGUCGGGGCAGAAACAGGUUGCUUCAUUUCAGUGUGAACCUAAUGGUGAACUGCUCUUCGAACUUGCAUCACAUUCAGCUUCCAACUUACCAGGAACAAAGACAUGUAAAACUUUAGGUACUGCUUCACUCUCUUUACGAGAGUUUCUGGUUCCAGUUUCUAAACUUGCUGUGGAGAAAUGGUUAGACUUGAUGCCCAGUUCUGGAAAUGGAUCCUCAAAACCAAUUGGCCUACGAGUUGCUGUUUCAUUUACAGUACCUACCAUAGCACCACACAUCCUUCACAUGGUUCGAUCCCGCCCUUUUUCAAAAGGUUCUUGUUUCCAGCUCCCGUUGGCAGGAAGGGUCCAAGCUGGUAAGGGUUGCACACGUGUCAUUGAUGAAACUCAAGCUGACGUGAUAAGACUCCAAAUGAGUGAAUCUGGAAAGGCAAAGAUGAAAGGAAACUGGCUUUCAGGGAAGCAAGUAAUUGGCACCACAAAGCAUGGUGAAACACAUGCUCUGGCAGAGUUUGUUGGGACUCGUUGGUCUUUAAUGGAUUCUCAAUGGGUCCUUCAGCAUUCAGCAGAAGUCAGUGAAAAUGGUCAUCUCUUUGAUCUCAAAGGCAAUAGGAUGGUAAAAGUUUUUCUUGGCAGAAAACUGGAUUAUGAACCCAAACAUUGUGAGAAGCAGAGAAAUGAAGGUGACUUUAUGACUGCUGUUGAGUUUUCUGCAGAACAUCCAUAUGGAAAGGCCGUUGCAUUGCUUGACUUGAAAUCUGGAUGUCUGAAGGCAAAGGAGAAAUGGUUCGUUUUGCCUGGAUUGAUAUCAGCUUUUAUACUUUCUCACAUUUUGAAGAAGAAAGGACACAUUGGCUUGACCAUUGAUGUCAAAAAUACAAAAGAGGUAGAUAGUGCAACAGAAGUUGAGAAUGACCAUGUCAACCUGACCACCUCCAUAGAAACUGAAGUCAAUUUAGAUGUUGAUGUGACCUUAGAAAAUACAAUGAUACCCAAAAAAGAUACAUGCAAUGGGGACUAUGGAGGUGAGAAAGGAAAUGAAGUGAAGAAUGGUGGCUGUGGUGGCUGUGGUGCUGGAUGUGGUAACAUGGUGAAGAGUGGUGGCUGUGGUGGUUGCGGUGCUGGAUGCGGUGGUGGGUGUGGAAGCAUGGUGAACAGCAGUGGCUGUGGUGGUUGCGGUGCUGGAUGCGGUGGUGGGUGUGGAAGCAUGGUGAACAGCAGUGGCUGUGGAGGGGGUUGUGGGACCAGGGUGAAUAGCAGUGGUUGUGGUGGCUGUGGCGGAUCUGGUGCUGGUUGUGGAAGCAGGGUCAGGAGCACUGAGUGUGGUGGGUGUGGCCUUAGUUGUGGCGAUGAUAUAGAUGGUAGUGAACCUGGAAAUUUGGCAAUAAGCAAUGGAUGUGAAAAGCCCAUAUACAUGGAAGAGGCUGUGAAAGCUUGAUGUCUAUGGGAGUAAAUAUUGGCAGGUACUCCACGCAUCUGGAUAUGGUUCUAGCAAGUUUUACAUAAUCCACAUGCAGAGUGCCUGUCCAGUAAAUAAUUGCGUUUAGUGCUUCUUAUUCCCAUCGCUCCAUCUGGCAGAAUAAUUAUAGCUAUUAUAUGAAGUUUGUGUCCUUACAUUGUGCCUGAAGUUAAGAUUCGGUUCUGUUUCUUCAAAUUCUCGCUUGGAUGUAUAGUUUCCUGCAAGAAUAAACUUCUCUGGGAAGUGGGAAUGUAUUACAAUACUCUAUAAUACUACUAUUUUAAUUAUAUUUAAUGGUGAAUUACAGUGAAUUACUUCAUACUCU